Drosophila simulans is the source of this 796-nucleotide messenger RNA. RefSeq lists its product as uncharacterized. Lineage: Eukaryota; Metazoa; Arthropoda; Insecta; Diptera; Drosophilidae. The transcript is spliced from 3 exons. Bases 352 to 777 code for a protein of 141 amino acids. The record is from RefSeq and is a predicted model, not a curated record.
GUUCGGCUUUCUUAUGUAUUUUUUUUCUUAUGUUUUUAUUUAAAAAAUUUUAAGUACAUUCAAUGAAAAAUAAAAAAAAAACAUUUAUCUUAUUAAGUAAUUUACAUAACGAUUUACGGUGUUUAAGCGAACUAAUGAGGAAUAUGUAUUCAACGUGGAGCAAACCAAUGAUUAAAAACAGUUUCAAUAGAAAUGUCGAAGUGGCUGCUUGUUAAAUUUUGGCUGACUUUACCAAUGGUAAUCGGAAAGGAUUCUUCAAACCAAUAAUGAAAGAUUUGCUUUAUUAUGUAGAUAUGUUUCUGCCAUGUUACAUUUACCAACCUUAACUGCAGUUCGUAUAAUCUGGACUUUAUGAGUUUUCCCACGUGUCGCAUCAAGGCGGUUAACCGAACCCACAAGUACAUAAGUAUCUACGCGAAAAUUAAUCAGCUACCCAUUGUUGAUGCGAGGGUGACUGUUCAAUUCAGGCGGUUUGAUAGUGGCUACAAGCCAUUCUUAUUCGAUCUAUCCUACGAUGGCUGCCAGUUUAUGAAAAACCAGAAAAAUAUGUUUGUUAAAACGUUUUAUAAAACUUUUCAACGUAACACCAAUAUGAAUCACACCUGCCCCUAUGAUCACGAUAUUAUUGUGGAUAAACUCUUUACCGGAAAUUUAGAGGAGGAAUUCGGACGAUAUAUUGUAAUACCAAACGGAGAUUAUGCCAUAUACACCGAUUGGGCCACAAAUAAAGUGGCACGAGCAUCAGUUAAAAUUUAUUUGAGGAUAUUGAAUAAGUAAAGCUCAUCAUUUUUAUUCG